UUAAAGAUAAUAUCCAGCUUGGAUUGUUUUACUCAAGUAUGACGGCAUAAAUGGAAAACUAUUUAACAUUUUGUAAAUAUGGUCGAAAUUAAUUUUUCAGAAAAUCGACAGUCGUUGAAUACCUAUGUUUAUUUUUAACCUGUACCAUCACCUGUAAGAUCACUGAAACAAUUGAUGAGUGUUAAAAAAACAGAGUGAAAAAUUACAUAAGUGUAGGGAAUCAGGAAAUAAUUCAAGUGAUUUAGAAUAUGCUGUCAUGCAUAAAUCGCUCGAGAUAAAAGAUACAAGUGUUUGUAAGAGGAACUCAAUUUCAAUGUUAUUUUAGCGUUGAUCUGUUUGGGCGUGUUCAUGUUGAAUCUUGCAGCCGGGUCUACGGCUGGGAUAGCCGCCGUCCUUAUACCACAACUGACCAAUGAUUUAGGAAGGAACAAAUUCACUACCGAAUUGGAGUCAUGGGUAGCGGCUAUCUCUUGUUUGGCCUUGUUCUUCGGUAACCUGAUGUCAGGAUAUUUAAUGGAAAGAUUUGGACGACGGAUUUCCCUCCUCUUUGUAUCACUCUUCUUCCUAUUGGGGUGGUGUAUAAUUGGAUUUGCGAACAAUAUCCUACAUUUAGUUCUUUUUGGAAGAUUUAUAACCGGCAUAUGUCAAGGCUGGCUUGGUCCCCUCGGGCCAGUUUAUGUUGGGGAAAUUACUACACCGAUUUAUAGAGGGUUUUUCUUAGCAUCACUAUCUUUGGGAAUCGCAGUUGGUGUUUUUUUAUCACACUUAUUUGGAACUUUCCUACAUUGGAGUUAUGCCUGUCAGCUUUGUGGUCUAUUCCCACUCACGGCUGGAAUCAUUCUUUUCUUCGCGCCGGAAUCACCCGCAUGGCUUGCCUCAAUCAACAGGAUUGACGACUGCAUAUCAUCUUUCCAAUGGUUCAGGGGUGCAAGCCCGGCCAUGAAGCUAGAACUUGAGAAAAUGCUAGCAGAACAAUCAAAAAGAGACAAAUCGAAAAGCAAAUUUGAGACCCUAAAAGAAAAUAUCAAGAAACCUGAAUUCUGGAAACCCUUGUGCAUCAUGGUUACGUUCUUCGCAAUCACUCAGCUUUCAGGAGUAAACGUAAUAUGUGCUUAUAGCACUGAUAUGAUGAAAAAGCUUAUGGGUAAACGCGCGAAAGAUUCUCACGCUUACGCUGCGAUGUUAAGUAUAGACGUUUUAAGAUGUGUGUCAUUAAUUAUUGCAUGCAUCUUACUUAGAAGGUCAGGUCGUCGACCUAUGUCAUUAUUUAGUGGUGUGUUCACGUCUUUGUCACUACUUGGCCUAGCCACUUAUUUGUAUCUUGUUGAUAAGAAUAUAAUUCAUCAUAUAUCACCGUUCAUAUCGCUUAGCUUAAUAGCAUUUUAUAUUGUAGUCUCCAAUAUGGGUAUAUCGCUUUUGCCCUGGAAUAUGGUUGGAGAAGUAUUUGCCGCAGAAACAAAGGGAAUAGGGUCUGGUAUUAGUGUAAUGAUGACUUCAAUAUCUUUCUUUGCUACAGUAAAGACUGCGCCGGCUAUGUUCGAAAGUAUAGGGCAUCAUGGGACAUAUAUGUUUUAUGGGUUAUCGACAACAUUCGGUACCUUAUUCUUAUAUUUCUGUUUACCGGAAACGAAAGAUAAAACUUUACUGCAAAUAGAAGAGUACUUCAGAUAUGGCAAGAAACGAAAUACGACCGAAAAGGAUGUUAUUGAUAUUUGAAUGUUGAGAUUUAAGGAAAAUUCUCGGUAAUUGUUUUUAACAAAAUGGUCUCAUUUUACAAGUACUCGUCUAAAAGGUGAUGACCUUUUGCAGUGUCCAUAUUUAACUUGAAGCAUUUGUUAUGCUCAAAACAAAUUAAUAAUUAGUUUACGUAACCUAGAUAGAUAUGCGUGUGCUGAUUAAUUUCGUUUGUAAUAAUUGACCAGUAUUGUGACAUUGCUAUUACUCUAUUAUAUUAUUUACGUUUAGAUUUUUUGUCUUCUAUAUUAAAACUUUAUAUUUAGAUAGAAAAAAGUAGAUCUCUGAAAACUAUAAUAAUAGUUAUGGACGUUCCACUAAUUUAUUUACGUAAAACUAUGUAAAGGAGUAGUAAGGUAACAAAAUACCAACGAUUUUCUUAAAUGGAACUGUAAUUUUACUUAAAAUAUGGGCUUAAAUUCGAAAUAAUUAUUUUCGUAAAUUUUUUUUCGUAGCUUUGUUCGCGCACUUAUUUUAUCAUUCAAAUAGUCAUUACUGGUAUUUUAUUGAAAAUACAUAAAAAAAAACAUGUUUCAAAUAUAAGUAACUAAUGUAUACAAUAUAGCACUAUCAGUUACUAGUCAAGCUCACUCAAAUAGAUGAAUUUUUAUAACAAUACCUACUGUGUUUAUUUUCUGAUAAACCACUUGAAAUAUGUUUUCAGGACGAUUAGAUUAACUUACACGAUAGUCAUGCUUUUAGAAUUUAUAUAGGUACUCUAUCUGUUCUAUCGUGACAGCACUCAUGUUAUAAAAUGUAUACUUUUUCAAGGCUGCUGUUUGUUAUUCCUAGGGCAGUGUGUAGCACGCAAUGUAAGAUAAAUAAGUAAUAGUUUAAAAAAACUAAAAAAAUACGCUAUUAAAGAAAAUCC
Bombyx mandarina (wild silkworm) is the source of this 2605-nucleotide messenger RNA. Its product is annotated as facilitated trehalose transporter Tret1. NCBI's taxonomy places the organism in Eukaryota, Metazoa, Arthropoda, Insecta, Lepidoptera, Bombycidae. Gene Ontology annotation, biological process: transmembrane transport. Gene Ontology annotation, cellular component: membrane. Gene Ontology annotation, molecular function: transmembrane transporter activity. The record is from RefSeq and is a predicted model, not a curated record.